AUGACUGCUCAGGAUGUGGAGCUGGCUGUGGGCAAGUCCAACAUGCUGGGGAUGUUUGAGGUGGGUGCAAUGCGCAUCCUUUUGGCCGCUUACAUUGCAGCUGCUGGCGCUUCGCGCACUUCCAGCCUUUCGGACACAGCCCUCCAAGCAAAUGCCUCUGACCCUGGGCCGGCCCCUGCAUGGUGUCGUCCUGAGAACUUCGUGAACUUUGAGCUCAGCAACAGCUGGUUUUCUGGCAGUGUUAGGAAGAAAGCCGACCAGCAAUGCAUGGGUCUUUGGGGUAUCAGGGGACAGUUCCCAACAAUUACAGUUUUCGAGGGUCGCUUUAUGCAGGAUGAGUGCAAGGAAGGCGUGCGGAUUGGACACGCCCUGUGCGCUCAGGACACCGCAACAGGGCCCAGCAUCGCCCCAGAGGAGAUCAUCGAGUACUUUGAGAGCGGCCUUCCCACAGCUGCGGGCCAACACUGGGAGGAGCUACGCUCUCACUGGUGCACACAGAGUCCGCCACCCAUGUGGACAGGGUUCAAGGAUUGCUUCCAUGCCUGCCAGUACAAACACGUAGACUGCGACCAGGUGCCAGGUUGCCGACUCUGUCGCCAAAGUGCUCAAAAUUGCGAGGGUGUCCGGGACAAGCCUUAUGUGGACAACUACGGAAGGCCGACUUUCAUCAAAAUGGCUGUCCGAAACUACCGCUUCUUUGACGCCUGCAUAGCCGGUUGCGGCUCCUAUGUAGAGCUGAAGAUGAAGGAGAAGAAGAAAGGAGGGCCUGCAUGCCAAUUAGGCAAAGGGCGCCUUCAGAUGUACCGGACCAGCAACCCAGGAUUAGCCAAGCUGUGA
Messenger RNA from Symbiodinium pilosum, 837 nucleotides. The record is from the annotation of a GenBank genome assembly. Lineage: Eukaryota; Dinophyceae; Suessiales; Symbiodiniaceae.